Ipomoea triloba (trilobed morning glory) is the source of this 1118-nucleotide messenger RNA. Its product is annotated as plasmodesmata-located protein 2-like. The transcript has 3 exons. Gene Ontology annotation, cellular component: plasmodesma. NCBI's taxonomy places the organism in Eukaryota, Viridiplantae, Streptophyta, Magnoliopsida, Solanales, Convolvulaceae. Bases 1 to 873 code for a protein of 290 amino acids. The record is from RefSeq and is a predicted model, not a curated record. Gene Ontology annotation, biological process: transport of virus in multicellular host; plasmodesmata-mediated intercellular transport.
AUGGGAUGUUCAUUAUCAUCAUCAUAUCCAUAUUUGUGUAAUUAUUAUCUCCUCCUUUCCCUAUGGUUUGGAUUCAUAUUUGCUCAAACCAACAACUACUCCCUAGUUUUCACACGGUGUCCCAACCAGACAAUCUCCGCCGCAUCGCCGUCGCCGCUCCUGUCCUCUCUCUUCCAGGAGCUCGUCGACAAGUCUUCCGAGACCACCUUCUUCCACACCUACGUCGGCGACGACACAACCGCCAUCUCCGGGAGGUUCCAGUGCCGGCGCGACAGCAGCAACCGCGAUUGCCACGCCUGCGUGAACCAGCUCCCCGGAUUCUCCGCCGCUUUUUGCGGUCAAUCCGUUCCCGCUAGGGUUCAGCUCUCGGGAUGCUACAUUCACUACGAAGCCGAGGAGCUCGGAGCCGAUCCGAGCGCGCCGUUCCAGCUGCUGCACAGCGCGUGCAGCGAAAAGAGAGGCGACGAACGGAGCCGGCGGUUCGAGGAGCUGCGGUACCAGGUGUUGGCUGAGCUGGAGAGAUGUGUGAUGAACGGUGAGGAUGAGAUUGAGAACAGCGAGGAACGCGGGUUUUGUAAGCUGAGGUAUGAGUCUAUGCACGGCGUGGCUCAGUGCGCGGGGAACUUGGGACACUGUGAGUGCGGCGAAUGCGUGAACAUGGCGGCUCAAAUGGCUCAGGAUGAAUGUGGCUACUCGGCUUCUGGGGAAAUAUAUUUGGACCAGUGCUUUGUGAGCUACAAAUAUGAUCAUGGAUCUGGAAGCUCGAACGGUAGGUUGGUGGCAAUCGCAGUGGGAGGCAUAGUUGCUAGUGUUAUUGUGGGAGCAAUAUUUUACUCUUUGGUUUCACGGGGCAAAAAAUAUGACGAUUGGUGAUGGAUUUCUUUCUUUCAAUUCGUUUGGACUUGCAAUACGCGGCUGCGCGCGCUGUCUCAAGAUCGUUAAUCUUCUAGAAUACACAAAAAAUUAUAUAUAGUUGUUACAAUUUAGGUCUGUUAGAGUAACGAAUUUUAGGUUGUAGCUAUCAAAUAUCAUUGUUUUGUUAAUAUAUUAAAUUGUUUAUUGGUUAAGAAUUAAGAUAUAUGCAUUUUCAGGUGAUUGAAUUUAUGAGCGCUAUUAUA